AUGCUGGCCACCAAUACCUCCAAUGCCACUAUCCCCAUGUGUCCUGACUAUCGCUCUUACCACCACAUAUACCUGGUGGGCUAUAGUCUGGUGCUUCUUGCAGGGCUGCCCCUCAAUGCCUUGGCACUGUGGGUUUUCCUCCGAGCCCUGCAGGUCCACUCAGUGGUCAGCGUCUACAUGUGUAACCUGGCGGCCAGUGACCUGCUUUUUACCCUUUCUUUGCCUCUACGUCUCUCCUACUAUGUCCUCCACUACUGGCCCUUCCCACACCUCCUGUGCCAGACAGCAGGGGCUGUCUUCCAGAUGAAUAUGUAUGGCAGCUGCAUUUUCUUGGCCCUCAUCAACAUGGACCGCUAUGUUGCAAUCGUUCACCCACUGCGGUUCCGCCACCUACGCCGGCCUGUGGUGGCAAGAAUCCUCUGCCUGGUUGUUUGGGCCCUGAUCCUGAUAUGUGCUGUGCCUGCUGCUCGGGUCCAUGCCCCGUCACCCUGCUCUUUUAAGAACAUCACUGUCUACCUGUGCUUUGAGAGCUUCAGUGAGAACUUGUGGCAGGGCAAGCUACUGCCCUUGGUACUUCUUGCUGAAGGGCUGGGUUUCAUACUGCCCUUGAUAACCAUGGUCUACUCUUCCAGUCGGGUCUUCUGGACUUUGGCCCGGCCCAGUGCCACCAGGAAUGAACGCCGUAGGAAAACAGUGCAUCUUCUGCUGGCCAACCUGGUCAUUUUCCUCUUGUGCUUUGUGCCCUACAAUACCACCUUGGCUGUGUAUGGACUACUUCGGGGGAAGUUGGUAGAUGCCAGCUCUGAUGCCCGGGACAGGGUGCGCCAGGUGUUAGUGGUGAUGGUAGUGUUGGCUAGUGCCAACUGCGUCUUAGAUCCCCUUGUAUACUAUUUCAGUGCAGAGGGCUUCCGAAACACCCUUCGAGGCCUGAGAACUAAACGAUGGAUAAAAGUUAGAGCUUCCAAUGGGCCUCGGGGAUUCUCUGGGCAUCGGGAGAGUGCUACUGCCUCCACCAAUGCCGAGGAUGCCUCUCACCGUGAGUUGCUCUCACCUACACCUCUGCAGAAGUCCUUCAGUCAGUCCAUCAAGGAGUCACCCAUCUGAGCAGAAACCCUGGCUGAACUUCCCACUUCAACAACUCCUUUCUCAUCCCCAUUAUGAAACUGCAAAUUAACAAGGUGGUGUGGAGAAAGGAUCAGGUCCCCAGACUUCAAUUUCAAUCUUAGCCCUUAUUUCCAGGAACAAACAUAGCAUAAGUAUAAAGAAGGAAUGCUGUGGAACCGCCUUUCUUGAAGAAAAAGGAGAAAUCUUUCCCUCCUUCCUCUGCCCAAACAUAGCAAAACCUGACUACCCAAGUUCUAAAUUUGGCCUACUUGAAGCUACCCAGCUGAACAACCUGCUGAAGUCUGUCCUCACUAGAGUUUUUCUGCACAUGGUGCUUCUUCAUACAACCAGGCCUAGGGUCCCUUAAUUUUGUUUUGGAGGGAUGGGAUAGUCA
Molecule: messenger RNA, 1498 nt
Organism: Dromiciops gliroides (monito del monte)
Lineage: Eukaryota; Metazoa; Chordata; Mammalia; Microbiotheria; Microbiotheriidae
Gene: LPAR5
Product: lysophosphatidic acid receptor 5
Exons: 1
Coding region: 1-1104 (367 amino acids)
Biological process (GO): G protein-coupled receptor signaling pathway; behavioral response to pain
Cellular component (GO): membrane
Molecular function (GO): G protein-coupled receptor activity
Source: RefSeq, a predicted model, not a curated record